Octodon degus (degu) is the source of this 1726-nucleotide messenger RNA. RefSeq names its product cleavage and polyadenylation specificity factor subunit 6-like. Lineage: Eukaryota; Metazoa; Chordata; Mammalia; Rodentia; Octodontidae. Gene Ontology annotation, biological process: mRNA alternative polyadenylation. The record is from RefSeq and is a predicted model, not a curated record. Gene Ontology annotation, cellular component: mRNA cleavage and polyadenylation specificity factor complex. Gene Ontology annotation, molecular function: mRNA binding.
CGGCGGAGGGAAGAUGGCGGACGGCGUGGACCACAUAGACAUCUACGCGGACGUGGGCGAGGAGUUCAACCAGGAAGCGGAAUAUGGUGGGCAUGAUCAGAUAGAUCUGUAUGAUGAUGUCAUCUCCCCAUCUGCAAAUAAUGGAGAUGCUCCAGAAGACCGGGAUUACAUGGGUACCCUCCCGCCAACCGUUGGCGAUGAUGUGGGAAAAGGAGCAGCACCCAAUGUUGUCUAUACGUAUACUGGAAAGAGAAUUGCAUUAUAUAUUGGAAAUCUAACUUGGUGGACAACAGAUGAAGACUUAACUGAAGCAGUUCAUUCUUUGGGAGUAAAUGAUAUUUUGGAGAUAAAUUUUUUUGAAAAUCGGGCAAAUGGCCAGUCAAAGGGAUUUGCACUUGUUGGUGUUGGAUCUGAAGCAUCUUCCAAAAAGUUAAUGGAUCUUUUGCCCAAAAGAGAACUUCAUGGCCAGAAUCCUGUUGUAACCCCGUGCAAUAAACAGUUCCUGAGUCAAUUUGAAAUGCAGUCCAGGAAAACUACACAAUCAGGACAAAUGUCUGGGGAAGGUAAAGCUGGUCCUCCAGGAGGCAGUUCACGUGCAGCAUUUCCACAAGGUGGUAGAGGACGGGGCCGUUUUCCAGGGGCUGUUCCCGGUGGGGACAGAUUUCCUGGGCCAGCAGGACCAGGAGGGCCACCCCCACCUUUUCCAGCUGGACAAACCCCACCACGCCCGCCCUUAGGUCCUCCUGGCCCGCCUGGUCCUCCAGGCCCUCCUCCUCCUGGUCAGGUUCUGCCACCUCCUCUAGCUGGGCCUCCUAAUCGAGGAGACCGCCCUCCACCACCAGUUCUCUUUCCUGGACAGCCUUUUGGGCAGCCUCCGUUGGGUCCACUUCCUCCUGGACCUCCACCUCCAGUUCCAGGUUAUGGCCCCCCUCCUGGCCCACCACCUCCACAGCAGGGACCACCACCACCUCCAGGCCCCUUUCCACCUCGCCCACCUGGUCCACUAGGGCCACCCCUUACACUUGCUCCUCCGCCGCAUCUUCCGGGACCACCUCCAGGUGCCCCACCGCCAGCUCCACAUGUGAAUCCAGCUUUCUUUCCUCCACCAACUAACAGCGGCAUGCCUACAUCAGAUAGUCGAGGUCCGCCACCAACAGAUCCAUAUGGCCGAGCUCCUCCAUAUGAUAGGGGUGACUAUGGCCCCCCUGGGAGGGAAAUGGAUACUGCAAGAACACCUUUGAGUGAAGCAGAGUUUGAAGAAAUCAUGAAUAGAAAUAGGGCAAUCUCAAGCAUUGCUAUUUCAAGAGCUGUGUCUGAUGCCAGUGCUGGUGAUUAUGGGAGUGCUAUUGAGACAUUGGUUACUGCAAUUUCUUUAAUUAAACAAUCCAAAGUGUCCGCUGAUGAUCGCUGCAAAGUUCUCAUUAGCUCUUUGCAAGAUUGUCUUCAUGGAAUUGAAUCCAAGUCAUAUGGUUCUGGAUCGAGAAGACGUGAACGAUCAAGAGAGAGGGACCAUAGUAGAUCACGAGAAAAGAGUCGGCGUCAUAAAUCCCGUAGCAGAGAUCGCCAUGAUGAUUACUAUAGAGAGAGAAGCAGGAGAGAGAGACACCGGGACCGAGAUCGGGACCGAGAGCGGGACCGAGAGCGGGACCGAGAGCGGGACCGAGAGCGAGAGUAUCGUCAUCGUUAGAAGCUGAAGGAAGAGGAACACCUUCCAGGAUAAAAGUCU